UUCCUCAGAAUAAACAAUGUUCUUUGUGAGGCUUCUGAAAUGAUCAGUUUUUUUAACUUUGAAUGACUGAGUGACUGACUUCUUUAUGAAAAUUGAGCGGAGUUUUCGGUGUCCGUUCACUUUUAUCAUUUUAUUUAUCGUUUUGUGACACGGCUGUUAGUUAUUUCUGUGAAUAGAUGUUAUAUGCAUAUAUAUAUAUCCUCUUUUAGGCGCGGGAUCUUCAAUAGUUUUGGGACAAUAGUGCGCUUCUCUGCUGGAGAGUCCGACUGGCCAGGUCCAGGAAGACGGAAACGUACGACAGCACAGUGCUGGCGCAGUCGCUCGAGCGGUGACAGAGUGUCCCCACUUAACGCACCACCACCGGCCCCUCCACUGAUGCGGUCAUCCGCCAUUUCAUUCCCAGCACCGACGGACGUAUCCGCAGAUGUUUUGACACCGGCGCCAUUUAGUCAAACUGUAUUUCUCGUCGGGGGAAUAAUUUCUGAUUCCGAGUGCGGACCUAAGGCUGUCACCUUGAAGUGGCGGUCGGGCUUGAGUGCUGCAAUGAUCCCACCGGCUACACUGGCUAGAACUUA
Messenger RNA from Opisthorchis viverrini, 575 nucleotides. RefSeq lists its product as hypothetical. NCBI's taxonomy places the organism in Eukaryota, Metazoa, Platyhelminthes, Trematoda, Opisthorchiida, Opisthorchiidae. The transcript has 3 exons. The annotation marks the transcript as partial. The record is from RefSeq and is a predicted model, not a curated record.